This is a messenger RNA of Pseudoliparis swirei, 4434 nucleotides long. It is a transcript of the gene musk, whose product is annotated as muscle, skeletal, receptor tyrosine kinase. NCBI's taxonomy places the organism in Eukaryota, Metazoa, Chordata, Actinopteri, Perciformes, Liparidae. The record is from RefSeq and is a predicted model, not a curated record. The coding region runs from base 66 to 2936 and encodes 956 amino acids. Gene Ontology annotation, molecular function: ATP binding; protein binding; transmembrane receptor protein tyrosine kinase activity. Gene Ontology annotation, biological process: cell surface receptor protein tyrosine kinase signaling pathway; protein phosphorylation; positive regulation of kinase activity. Gene Ontology annotation, cellular component: signaling receptor complex. The transcript is spliced from 17 exons.
GUCUGACCCGCUCCCCCCUCCCCUCGCCCCGUCGCCCGGUAGAGGGUCUCUCUCUGGAGCUCAGGAUGGCGGUCGUGGAGGCCGCUGUGGUCUUUCUCCUGGUCGUGGUCGCCUCGGCUCACGGGAUUAAUGAAGCGCCUCGCAUCAUCACCUUAUUGGAGACACUGGAUGUGAUGCUGGAUCACAACGCCACCUUCAUCUGUGAGGUGGAGUCCCGCCCCCGCGCCGACAUCAGAUGGACCAAGAAUAACCACCUCAUCACGUACUAUGACCCCCGGUACAUCACCAGGGAGCAGGGACAGAUGCUCAGCAUCCCUCGCGUGAGAGAGACGGACAACGGGGAGUACUGCUGCCUCGCCACCAACGGCGUCGGAGAGGCGGCCAAGAGCUGCGGGGCUCUGCAGCUCAAGAUGAAGCCACAGAUCAAACGCCACCCGACCAACUUGACCCUUCUGAUAGAAUCCAAAGCGGUGCUGCCCUGCAUUACCCUCGGCAACCCCAAACCAGAUGUCACCUGGCUCAAAGAUGACGAGCUCAUCAAGAUCAGUGCCCGCGUUACUAUUCUAGACUACGGGGCGUUGAAGAUCCACCAGAUUCAGAAGGAGGAUGCAGGACAAUACCGCUGUGUGGCCAGGAAUAGCUUCGGACUGGCCUUUUCCAAGCCGGUCACCAUAGAGGUCCAGGCUCCAGCUCGAAUCCUGCGUGUCCCCAAGGAGAAGCGGGUAGAGUACGGCAGCCAGGUUUCCCUGGAGUGCAACGCCACGGGGAAUCCCACCCCCACCAUCACCUGGCUGGAAAACGGGAACACGAUUUCGGGUGCGUCCGUGGACGAGACUUUGACGGGCGAGGUGAUCCUGUCCGUUCUUAAAGUGGCGGUGACCAAGCCGGCCCUGUACACGUGUCUGGCCUCCAACAGACACAGCGCCGGAGCCAACACCGUCAAGGCGACGGCCAGAGUCACGAUCGCAGAGUGGAGACUCUACAAGGGCGUUGCCGGCUACUGCAGUGCGUACCGCGGCGACGUGUGCCGCGACGUCCUGCGGGACGACCUGCUGGUGUUCUUUAACUCCUCCCUCCCGGACCCCGAAGACAUGCAGGAGUACCUGGUCCAGAGCUGGUGGACGGAGCUGGAGGGCCUCGGCGCUCUGUGCAGCCCCGCGGCGCGCGCCCUGCUCUGCCACUCCUCCUUCCCCGACUGCAACCCGUCAGGGUUGGGCCCGGCGCCCAAACCCGUCUGCAGAGAACACUGCCUGGCCGUGAAGGAGCUGUACUGCCACAAGGAGUGGCUGGUGCUGGGGGGCAGCAGCUCGGUCCAGCCCGGCUUCUUCAGCUCGGUACCCGGGUCCCACGGAUCCACCUCCCUGCUGCCCAACUGCCAGGCGCUGCCCAGUCUUCUCAGGGACCCUGACGCUUGCACCCACGUCCCUUUUGUAGACAUCCAGAAAGAUCAAAUCACGACGACGUGUUUCAGUGACCGGGGACGUUUCUACCAAGGCAGCGCCAAUGUGACGAGGUCCGGGGUGCCGUGUCAGUCAUGGAGCCAACAGGUUCCCCACCAGCACCGCCUGUCCGUCAACGUGAUUCCAGAGUUGAAGAACUCCGACAACGCCUGUAGGAACCCUGGGGGAAUCAGCGACAAGCCCUGGUGUUACACCUUGAAUCCCAACAUCCGCUGGGAGUACUGCGCUGUGCCCCAGUGUGGGGAGCCGAGCAUAGUACCAGUGAUGAAGCCCGAGUCGCCAGGCCCUCCUCAGACCACUCGUCUGCCCCCCGUGGCCACGGCAUCGUCUCCGGCCUACUCCAUGUCGGUCAUCGUCAUCAUCCUGACUGCGUUUGCAGCCGCAGUCCUCCUCAUCAUCUGCAUCCUCGCCUGCCACAGGCGGAAGAAGCAGUGGAGGAACCGAAAGAGAGCGAUGGAGACCCCGACGAUGAGCACUCUUCCGUCGGAGCUCCUGCUGGAUCGACUGCACCCCAACCCCAUGUACCAGCGGGUUCCCCUGCUGCUGAACUCAAAGCUGCUGGCCCUCGAGUAUCCACGGAAUAAUAUCCAAUAUGUUAGGGAUAUUGGAGAAGGGGCCUUUGGGCGGGUUUUUCAAGCCAGAGCGCCGGGCCUGCUGACGACGGAGUCCUUGACGAUGGUGGCUGUGAAGAUGCUGAAGGAGGAAGCCUCGGCCGACAUGCAGAACGACUUCCAGCGGGAGGCGGCGCUGAUGGCUCAGUUUGACCACCCGAACAUCGUGCGACUCCUGGGCGUGUGCGCGGUGGGCAAACCCAUGUGCCUGAUGUUCGAGUACAUGGCCCACGGCGACCUCAACGAGUUCCUGCGCCGCCGCUCGCCCUCCCAGUCGGUGCGCACGCUCAGCCGCGGCAGCUUCUCCUCCGAGCUGGAGGCGGGGCUCCUCUGCUGUGACGAGCAGCUGUCCGUCUCCGAGCAGAUCGCGGCGGGCAUGGCCUACCUGUCGGAGCGCAAGUUUGUGCACCGCGACCUCGCUACCCGCAACUGCCUGGUCGGGGAGGACAUGGUCGUGAAGAUCGCCGACUUCGGCCUCUCCCGGAACAUCUACUCGGCGGAUUACUACAAGGCCAACGAGAACGACGCCAUCCCCAUCCGCUGGAUGCCCCCGGAGUCCAUCUUCUACAACCGCUACACCACCGAGUCGGACGUGUGGGCCUACGGCGUGGUGCUGUGGGAGAUCUUCGCCAACGGGAUGCAGCCGUACUACGGCAUGGGUCACGAGGAGGUCAUUUACUACGUGAGGGACGGUCACAUCCUCGGCUGCCCCGAGAACUGUCCCCUGGAGCUGUACAACCUGAUGAGGCUCUGCUGGAGCACACUCUCAUCGGACCGGCCCGGCUUCAGCAGCAUACACCGGAUACUGGAGCGCAUGCACCGAAGCCCGUCCGGCGUCGGCGCCGAUGCCGAGGCGGACUGCUAACCUGCGGACGGCGAUGGUUGUCCGUCGACUUGUGAAGUGAUCCGGUGUCAGGGAAGUACGUUUUUAAAAGAACCUCGGGACUUGAGCACGAGCAUUCUUCAGUAACCCAACCAGUUAGGGUUAUUUAAAUCAUUUAUCUCUGCCCGGCUAUUUCUUUUUUAAAGUGUUGCGGCAAAAUGACGAAAAGAGAGACGUUGAUUUGGCGAAGCAACCCAGCGGGAAGUGUUUUUUAAUGAGGCAACAGUCAACAAGUUAAAUGAAUAUUAACAUGGAUUUGUAGUGUAAAGUCAUCCCUCCCAUGAUCCGACCUUUCACCAAUCAAAUCCGUUGUUGGAGUCAGUGACCAUGAGCCCUUCCUUUUCCCAAAGAUGUUAUGUUCUUUUUGGGCUGUCCCUCGGGACCGAGCUUACUGAAAGAACCUGGCACACGAUUUACGAUUUUAUUUCAGAACCCGUUAGUCAGUGUGGGUCAUUAUCGAAUGUUCUUGCUUCAUAAACGCCCCUCAUAUCGGAGGCAUUACUUCAAGUCAGGCUACUUUUUUCGAAGGAAUAAUCCAUUACUCCCGAGUAUCUACCAGCACGCCCCCCCCCCCCCCCCUCCCCUGAGUUUUAACCUUUGAAGACCCUAAAGCCAGUUGCCAUGUGAGUAUACGCAUUUCAGAUACAAAUGCACUCUGACAUCACCCUUCGUCAUGCGUGUGGAAUCGUUUUCUUCUUCAUCAUUUUGAGCCGUUAAGCUGUAGCUAAUGGUCUGACGACCACACAUUGGGGUCUGAAGGAGAAUGGGACGUGACAGGUAAAACAUAUAUGUUGUUGUUGUUGUUAGUUCUAGCAAACUUCCACAGUGGCACAAAAUCACUUUAAAAUAAUGCUAUUGUUUUUUGUUUUUAUUAUAUAUAUUGACAAGUCGCUAUUCCAUUUUUGGGGCAUUAUUUGGUUUCUUUUUUCGUGUUAUCAAUUUGUAUGUGUGUGUGUGUGUGUGCGCGCUCAUAACGAGUACAUAUUACAGGAGAAGGGGGAAAAAAUGGUUCAUAAAUAAUUUCUUCCAUCCAGCGUGCGUCAUCAUCACCCCAUAAGUCUCACACGGACGACACACACACAUUUUGCCUCAUUAUAAUUUGGCAGAAACUAAUUGACUAAAUUCCUUCCCGUGCAUUAAAAUAGAUCCUCGUUUGGAAAGAGUAAAUCUUUAAUUGGCUCCCGCAAAGACCGACUUUCUCUCCCACGGAUCAAACACGUUGCUCAUAACGGGGUUAAACCAAUCAGUCACAUUAUUACACAAUUUCAGGAUGACGAACAUCUCUCGUGUCUUCUUUGACAGACGUCUGUUUUAUAAUGUUUAUCUUGCCUUUCAGAUGAAUGACACGUUUUAUCUCACUGUGUGUGAUGUUACUCUCUUUUUUUGUGCGUGUGUGUGUGUGUGUUACUUGGCAUAAUAAUUCAGCUUUGUAAGGUAUCACAUGUAUUUGUACUGCUUACAAAUAAACAUAAUAACCACA